Molecule: messenger RNA, 429 nt
Organism: Penicillium brevicompactum
Lineage: Eukaryota; Fungi; Ascomycota; Eurotiomycetes; Eurotiales; Aspergillaceae
Exons: 1
Coding region: 1-429 (142 amino acids)
Source: RefSeq, a predicted model, not a curated record
AUGUCGCUACUUUUGAGAAGAUCCAUGCCUAAAGUUUCACUCGUGGCCCAGACACGAUCUAUACCGGGUCGACCUAUCCUCGCUCCGACCACAACAGCGUACCGGACCUUGCCCAAUACCCAACGAACCUCUCCCUUCACUUCAAAGGCGUCAGACCCGAACAAAAGUAUACAGACGCCCACAGACCGCCCUGGGCCUAAAACCACGGAUACAUCAACCAAGGUCAACUCCAGUGAUGGUACGUCGGGACCGGGUGACGCCGGGUUCGAGCCGGACAUGCCGACUGCGAGUCUAGAAUCUUUGGGUAUUGGGCGGAACAUGAAAGUGUUCUUAUUUGUGGUUCUGGGUGUUUUUGGGUCCAUCGAAACUUGGUUCUGGGUCAAGGCGUUCUGGAUUUGGUGGAAGAAGGAUGCCGAUGAUCUUGAGUAG